Messenger RNA from Penicillium samsonianum, 516 nucleotides. RefSeq lists its product as uncharacterized. Lineage: Eukaryota; Fungi; Ascomycota; Eurotiomycetes; Eurotiales; Aspergillaceae. Bases 1 to 516 code for a protein of 171 amino acids. The transcript has a single exon. The record is from RefSeq and is a predicted model, not a curated record.
AUGGCCCUGCUAACAGGGCUCCAGGACACUCAGAACGCACCCAAACCUCGACUAUCACGGAAGGAAGCGCAGAAGAAAGCACAAAGAAAUGCACAAAGAGACUUUCGAUUGAGGCAAAAAGCUCGAAGACAGGAGGAACAGAAGAAAAUCGCCGAACAAGUCAAGCAGAUUAAGGAAGAUCAGGACAGGCUUGAAGCACAAAGCAGAGAGCUUGAGAAGGAACAGCAGACCAGGCAAGAUUUAGAACAGCAAGUACGGCAGCUUAAGGGCGAAAUCGUGCAGUUUGGGCUGAGUGCCAAAAGAUGGGAGGAGAACUCUACGGUCCUGCAAGGAAUCGUGAAAGCCUUACAAGGGAGCGUCGGUCUUCUGAGUGGAGAGUCCCAUGCCAUAUGCCGCAAUGACAAUAAAUCAAGCGCAGGAAGUAUGACUCUUGGCCCCUCUAUCAGUCAAUCGGGCCCUAAGACUCAAGUUUCUCCCCGCAACUUCCCCAUCCUUUCGAAUCUCAACAGUAAGUAA